AUGAGUUUUGAGAAGACCAAGUCUUGUCAUCUUCCAAAAAGCGUCAAGGUCCGCUCGACCUGCAAUGCCUGCCAACAGGCGAAGAUCCGUUGCAGUCAUGAGAAACCAUCUUGUCGUCGAUGCCAGAAGCACAACAUCGACUGUGUUUACAGCAUGUCGAGGCGGUUGGGGAGACCCGCGAAGAAGAGGGAGUUGUCUUCCGAUGAGUACCGGCCCAAAGAGUGUCCUGAUCGCCGUCGAGACAAGAAGGUGAAAUUAUCCAAGAGGAGGUCUCGACAGGACAAAGAGGAUGAGAAGGUCGACAAACCGAUGAUGGACGAUACUUCGGUGGAAGAGAGUCUACAGACACCCAUGACGGAGAUGGAAAACGUGCCUUAUUCCGUAUCGGACAAUUUCGAUCUCUCCGACAACUGGUUGCAAGGCUUGGUCUCCCAUCAAAUCCCCGAUUCUGCCCAGGAACGUAGCCUUCUCGAUUCUCUGGACUAUCCAUCCAAGACAGAGGAUUCCUUGACCUUCUCAGUCGGAUUCAAAGACCCAAUCGUCAUGGCAUAUCCAGCAACCUCCGAAACACUUGAUCCGAUCUAUUACAAUCUCGAACCCCAGCCCCUUCCAGAUCUUCCAAUGGACUACAUGGAUUCUCUUUCCAUCUCCAGUCCAGAAUGCCACAAAAAGAGUGCUGCCCCGCCAGAGACAACCAUGAAUAAUUUCCAACCACCCCUUCACAUGAUGGAACACCGCUAUGAUCUGCCAUCCCCUAUCGAGUUCAAUUCCUUUGAUACAGACAGCUACUGUUCCUGUCAAUGCCAUGAACAAGCCACGCGUGAGCUGCUCCGCGUCAACUUGUGUGCCGCCCGUACGACGCCUCCAUCCCCUAUUGACACGGUCCUGACCUGUCAGCGUGGAUUACAACAGCUCGCAGAGACAAUCCUGCACUGUACAACCUGCUCUAGAACCCGGAUGAAUCUCCUCAUGGUGGUUAUCGUGUGCAUCGACGGUUUGUUGACAACACUGGAGGCGACAACCACUGCCAAAAGCGCUUUUCUAGACGGAGUCGCCGACGACAAGGAAUGUAUAGCUGCAAAUCCUGAGAUGAGCCCUGCCAUCCUGGGCAAGAAAUAUAAAGACGGGAGCGUCACGUUCAAGGAACAGAUUGAGGCAUGUCCAUUACUAGUCGGCAAUUUUCGUGUCCCAACCGAAGAAAAGUACACAUUCAUUAAACAGGUUCUACAAACCAGGUUGUCUGGGCUGUUGGCCACAAUUCGUCGGAUCAGGGGUUGUACGCAGGGAAUUCUGGCCAGCUCAGCGUCCAAGGGACGGUUGAUCAUGAUGAUGGAGACAGAUCGACGGUUGCAGAUGAUUAUGAUGAAGAUCAAGAUGUUGUGCCGGUGAUGCUAUAGUACGAUGUUACGAUCAUGUU
Aspergillus wentii DTO 134E9 is the source of this 1417-nucleotide messenger RNA. Its product is annotated as Zn(II)2Cys6 transcription factor domain-containing protein. Gene Ontology annotation, biological process: regulation of DNA-templated transcription. NCBI's taxonomy places the organism in Eukaryota, Fungi, Ascomycota, Eurotiomycetes, Eurotiales, Aspergillaceae. The coding region runs from base 1 to 1389 and encodes 462 amino acids. Gene Ontology annotation, molecular function: DNA-binding transcription factor activity, RNA polymerase II-specific; zinc ion binding. The record is from RefSeq and is a predicted model, not a curated record. The transcript has 2 exons.